Molecule: messenger RNA, 1278 nt
Organism: Caenorhabditis briggsae
Lineage: Eukaryota; Metazoa; Nematoda; Chromadorea; Rhabditida; Rhabditidae
Gene: Cbr-mex-1
Product: Protein CBR-MEX-1
Exons: 5
Coding region: 1-1278 (425 amino acids)
Cellular component (GO): cytosol
Molecular function (GO): mRNA 3'-UTR binding; metal ion binding
Source: RefSeq, a predicted model, not a curated record
AUGCAAUCUUCGAACGGAGAGCAUCAUCAACAUCAGAAACAUACCGGACAGUACUUCUUGGGCGCACCAUGUGAUCCGAAUCUUCUAGCGUUUGCUCAAAAUGCUCUCCUCGGUUAUCCACCUCACAAAAACAUGUAUCCACAAGCUUACUCCUCGCAAAUGCAUCCUCUGCUGUUUCCGCAGACUGCGAUGCUUCCAGCAAUGCAUCAUUUGUCUCACCCUAAUAUACUUCCCUCGCUGACCGCUGCGAUUCCAGAAAUGGAUAAGCUAUCGUUGGAAGAGCCAAUCGAAGCUGGUAACCUUCCUUACCGUCGCUCAAACAACAAGUCAACGUCGGUUUCGGCGCCGGAUGAUUCAUUCAACAAUCUUCAUCGUUCUACUUCUUCCUCUCAUUUCCGACGUCAUUCCGCUCAAUGGGAAACAAUGACCGACGACGAGCGUGAAUUGAUCCAACGACAGAAGCGCAAAGAGGAAGCUUUCAAGACGGCAUUAUGUGAUGCUUUCAAGCGAGCAGGCACAUGUCCUUACGGCGAAACCUGUCGAUUUGCUCAUGGAGAAAACGAGUUGAGAAUGCCAUCACAGCCGCGUGGAAAAGCGCAUCCGAAGUACAAGACACAACUUUGCGAUAAGUUUUCUACUUACGGACAGUGCCCAUAUGGUCCGAGAUGCCAGUUUAUCCACAAAUUGAAGAAGGGUCUUCCACUUCUCGAGUAUAACCGAGCACUGUUUCAAGGUAGGAUCUCGCCAGCACGAGAAGAUGAAAUCACGAAUCCUGAUGAGUCUCACUCGGAAGAUCACAGUGAAAUCAACCUAACUCGUACUGUUCACCGUCGCCGGUCUGUUGGAGGAUAUCUCGAUAUGUCUGAUAGCGGAUACAGUGGAAGCGGCCGGAGGCGUCUUCAUCACCAGAUGGAACAGAAUGAUGAGCUGGUUCCACGUGGAAAAUCGGCUUCCGCGAAAGUGGUCUAUCCGCCGAUGCAAGUAGUCAAUAUUGAGAUGGCUACUGGAGAGAAGAAAUCGUCCUCGACGACGGGAUCUUCCGAAGCUCACAUCCCAAGUCACAGAAACAAUCGAAAGGAACAACUUCCCUCUGUUAUUGAUCAGGCUGAUUACGAAGCUUCGAUGGCCGGUGGAAAGAUUUUUGGAAAACCAGAGAACAUUCGCACAUACGGAGCCAUGCUUCGAGCUAAUGAAGACCAUGUUGAGCGCAAUCAGACUGGUACCUCCAAGAAGGAUCAUCGAGCCAAGUCUUUGACCAAAAGAGUACUGUAUAACUAG